CGAAAAUCCUUAUCUCCAAACCUCAUCCAUUCCCUAGCUCUCCCUCCACUCAUUUUCCCCCUCUCUUCUCCUCCAUACCAUGAACUACAACCAACAAAAGUCAAAAGAUAAGCCUGCUUUUGCCUUUCUCACAUAACAAAUUAUAACCCAAAACUUUCUCACCGGAGACCUUCUUCUCCGCCAUAUCCAAUUCUCCAACCAUGUCUUGCUCAAAUCUAACAAUGUGGGUCUCCUCAAAACCUUCCCUCUCCGACACUUCCUCUCUCUCCUUCCGCUCUUGCCUCAGCCCCUUUCAGCUCCCAUUUUCUCAAUCCUCAUACCCCGCCACCUCCAACUCUAAAUCCUCCGUCGUCCACUGCGGUCUCCGCGAGCUCCGAGACCGCAUCGACUCCGUCAAGAACACCCAGAAGAUCACCGAGGCCAUGAAGCUCGUCGCCGCCGCCAAAGUCCGACGAGCCCAAGAAGCCGUCGUCAAUGGCCGACCCUUCUCCGAGACUCUCGUGGAAGUCCUAUACAACAUCAACGAGCAGCUCCAGACGGAGGACAUCGACGUUCCCCUCACCAGCGUAAGGCCGGUCAAGAAAGUCGCCCUCGUCGUCGUCACCGGCGACCGUGGCCUCUGCGGCGGCUUCAACAACGCCAUCAUCAAGAAGGCCGUCGCAAGAAUCGAAGAACUCAAAGACCUCGGCGUCGAUUACACCGUCAUAAGCGUCGGCAAGAAAGGAAACUCCUUCUUCGUACGCCGUCCCUACAUUCCCGUCGAUAAGUUCCUCGAAGGCGGAUCGCUUCCGACCGCGAAGGAGGCCCAGGCCAUCGCCGACGAUGUCUUCUCCCUCUUCGUGUCCGAAGAGGUCGACAAGGUCGAGCUCCUCUACACGAAAUUCGUGUCGUUGGUGAAGUCCGAUCCGGUGAUACACACUCUGCUUCCGCUGUCGCCGAAGGGGGAGAUCUGCGACGUCAACGGGAACUGCGUCGACGCGGCGGAGGACGAGUUCUUCAGGCUGACGACGAAGGAAGGGAAGCUGACGGUGGAGAGGGAUGUGGUGAGGACGCAGACAGCGGAUUUCUCCCCAAUACUGCAGUUCGAGCAGGACCCGGUUCAGAUACUGGACGCGCUUCUCCCGCUGUACCUGAACAGCCAGAUUCUGAGGGCGUUGCAGGAGUCGCUGGCGAGCGAGCUGGCGGCGAGGAUGAGCGCCAUGAGCAACGCCACCGAUAACGCCCUCGAGCUGAAGAAGACCUUGUCCAUGGUCUACAACAGGCAACGCCAGGCCAAGAUCACCGGUGAGAUAUUGGAGAUUAUUGCCGGGGCUAAUGCAUUGGUCUAGAUCAUACAAUCGUCGUGAUUCUUAUAUGUAUAUGUGCA
Morus notabilis is the source of this 1366-nucleotide messenger RNA. RefSeq names its product ATP synthase gamma chain, chloroplastic. The transcript has a single exon. Gene Ontology annotation, biological process: proton motive force-driven ATP synthesis. Gene Ontology annotation, molecular function: proton-transporting ATP synthase activity, rotational mechanism. Gene Ontology annotation, cellular component: chloroplast thylakoid membrane. The coding region runs from base 201 to 1328 and encodes 375 amino acids. The record is from RefSeq and is a predicted model, not a curated record. NCBI's taxonomy places the organism in Eukaryota, Viridiplantae, Streptophyta, Magnoliopsida, Rosales, Moraceae.